AACCUGAAAACCUGCAGUUUGUUUGUUGAAUCCUGAUGAAGACUAGAGGAGCUCAGACGGUAAAAAUGAAGGAAAUUUGUGGAUUUUUUAAAAUUAAUUUUCAGCCGUUUUUCAUCUAAAAACUCAAACUUUAAGUGGAACAGAUGAAAAACAAUCCUCAGUGUCUGGAGGCUCCAAGAUGAUCUGAUGAAGAUCUUUUCUCCUGAUGAAGAUCGUUUCUCCUCUGGUUUGUGGUCCAACAGACAGCAGGAAUCCUCUGGUUUUGUUUCGGACAUUUUACGAGCCGAUCGGAGCCUCAGAGACACAAAGAGGACGACGCUUUUUCUGCUUUAUGGUUCCUUCUGCAGGCGGAGCCACAAACAAAGAAGCAGAUUUACAGCCUGCUGCACUGCGGCAGAAAACCUCAAACAAAGAGACCAGAGAAGACCAGAACCUCAGAGGAACCAGGAGAACCUCAGUGGAACCAGGAGAACCGCAGUGGAACCAGAAGAACCUCAGUGGAACCAGGAGAACGUCAGAGGAACCAGGAGAACCUCAGAGGGACCAGGAGAACCUCAGAGAAAUAGGAGGGUCCAGAUCCUCAGAGGAACCAGAAGAACCUCAGUGGAACCAGAAGAACGUCAGAGGAACCAGGAGGGUCCAGAUCCUCAGACGAACCAGAAGAACCUCAGUGGAACCAGGAGAACGUCAGAGGAACCAGGAGGGUCCAGAUCCUCAGAAGAACCAGGAGAACCUCAGAGGAACCAGGAGAACCUCAGAGGAACCAGGAGAACCUCAGAGGAACCAGGAGAACCUCAGAGGAACCAGGAGAAUCUCAGAGGAACCAGGAGAACCUCAGAGGAACCAGGAGAACCUCAGAGGAACCAGGAGAACCUCAGAGGAACCAGGAGAACCUCAGAGGAACCAGGAGAACCUCAGAGGAACCAGGAGAACCUCAGAGGAACCAGGAGAAUCUCAGAGGAACCAGGAGAACCUCAGAGGAAUCAGGAGGGUCCAGAUCCUGCAGCAACAAACAGCUGAACUCUGGUUGUCCUCGGUGCGGCCCCCAGCGGCCCCCGGCUGUCCAGCAGGACUGCUGAACUGGUGAAGCAGCGGUCAGCACCGGGCUGACCCCGCAGCGACCCACCGCAGCUAGGAGAUGUCCA
Amphiprion ocellaris (clown anemonefish) is the source of this 1145-nucleotide messenger RNA. Its product is annotated as activating signal cointegrator 1 complex subunit 2 homolog. The coding region runs from base 206 to 1087 and encodes 293 amino acids. The transcript is spliced from 2 exons. Lineage: Eukaryota; Metazoa; Chordata; Actinopteri; Pomacentridae. The record is from RefSeq and is a predicted model, not a curated record.